Desarmillaria tabescens is the source of this 1542-nucleotide messenger RNA. RefSeq lists its product as uncharacterized. Gene Ontology annotation, biological process: DNA-templated transcription. Lineage: Eukaryota; Fungi; Basidiomycota; Agaricomycetes; Agaricales; Physalacriaceae. The coding region runs from base 1 to 1542 and encodes 513 amino acids. The record is from RefSeq and is a predicted model, not a curated record. The transcript is spliced from 6 exons. Gene Ontology annotation, cellular component: nucleus. Gene Ontology annotation, molecular function: DNA binding; zinc ion binding.
AUGUCGGAUUACAUCCUUUUACAAGGCUAUAAAUUGGGAGGCACUCCGGGUGUACAACACUGUCUACCAUCUGAUCUUGGUUCACCAACGCUGCUAUGUCUUCUCCUUCCUCCAUCCAUAGCUUCGCUCUCCACUAGGGUCAAGCCUGCAUUCAUUGCCGCAGGCGAAAAAUGUGAUGCGACGGUGCUCGUCCCAUUUGUGGACAGUGCAGUCGAGGAAACCGAUCCAAAGAUUGCCAGUAUAAGGACAGCCUGGAAGAUGGAGGUCCUCGAGGAAAAUAUAAGUCGAGUUGAGACUCGAAUUCGCGAGCCUGAAAACCCACAGGAACGAGGCCCGUCCGUCGUUCUGAGUGACCCUUACUCGAUUGAUGGUUCCUCCUCUGAUUCCAUUUCCCCGUUAGAUUAUGGUUGGUGGACAUUGCCAGACCCCCCUCUCGAAGUCAGAACCGUCUUGAUCGACAAAUUUCUCCAUUGCGCCUCAGAAUACGGAUUCUUUAUGAACGUUUCCCGCUUCCGAUCGGCCGCCCUUGAUCCUUCUGCAUACUAUUCUCGGCCAUUACCAGCACUCAUGACGACUGUCUACCUACUGGGAAUUUUUCUAUCACAUAUACCGUCUUUGACUAUCCACGAAAAGAUGCUCCUUGAGCGAGCGUUGACGGAGGUAUCUGGUGCACUCUCAAACAAUCAUCAUCCUCAGAAAUUUUUGCAAACCAUACAGGCAGAGAUUCUACUGUCAUAUUACUUCCUAGCCUCCGGACGCUUCUUGGAAGGAAAGUACCAUGUCACGACGGCCGUUUCCCUGGGACUCAGUACUGGACUGACCAAAAUACGAUCCGACCGAAAUACCCCCACGGGUCCAACGCCAAUUCUCCCGGCGCCGCAGGAUGCUAUCGAAGAAGGCGAGCGUGUGGACGCUUACUGGACGGGUCUGAUCCUGGAUAAAUGCUGGGCAGUCGCUUUGGCGUCUGAACCCAAUUCCAAGUGCCCUUCCGAUAUCGUUGGAAUUCAAGUCGAUACGCCGUGGCCCCUCGAAGACCAAGAUUACGAGAAUGGAGGGUUUCCAUCGAAUAUGGUGUGCAGUUUUACCAUUCAGAAGUACUUCAAAGGCGCGCCUGCGUCGGGCGAUAAUGAAAUGCCGACAAAGGCGCUUCAUGUGAAAGCAUCCCUCCUAUGGGAGCGCGCAACCGACUUGAUAAGGAACUGGAAGUCUGACAUGGCCGAGCAAGAGUCGAUUGACUUUUAUGCGUCGUUUGCCGCCAUAGACGGCCUAAUUGAGAAUCUGCGAAGCGCCCUUCCGUUGCCAAAUGCAGUGACCAACCCAACAGCUGCUAAAAGGAGAACUCUCUUCGUUGCCCAUAACUUGACCUACGCCGUUAUAAUGCAAUUGUACGGUCUCUUCGCCAAGGUCGACAAGGAAUCUAAGGAUAAAGUUCUCAUGGCCGCUCAAGCUGUAUUUCGGAUAACUGGUACCAUGCCGCACGGUUCGCCUAUCAAUCCGAUUAUUGGGUUAAGUCCGAAUCUUCGUCGAGUUUCUUUCUACUAA